AUGCGAGCGCUGCGCAACUUGUCGCUGGGAUCGUGUCGCAUUGCUACCAGCUUCACUUACCGCGCCCCGACGCACUCUCUGGUAGCGUCGCUCGCAAGAGACCGUGCCACCGCCGCUGCGCGUGCGAGGCCAAACAGGCAUCUCUCUCCCAAAGCGAUCGGCCCCCUUCACGCGUCGAGCCUCAGCCCUACUCUGCUCACAGCUCUUGCCGCCGUAGCCGUCCUUCUUGCAGCCGUCUCCUACUCUGCCAUAGACAGGCCGACGGGGACAGUCCACGAGCCGGAGACAACCAACGCCGCUUUGCAAGAGUCGCUGGCCAUGCCGGCUGAAGUAGCCCCCGGCCGCCCCGGGAACCUCACCCCGGAGGAGGAGGAGAAGCUCCGCAAGCUGUGGGCUCUCGUUUUCCAGAUAUGCGCCGUCACCCCGGAAGAUCGCGGUGUCAAUACAACGGGCGCUGGCGAGGCCGAGACCGAGGCGACCAAGGACGCCGACGGGGACAGGUUGGAGCCGGCAGCCGCCGACAAGACCAAAAAGAAGAGGCUUGGCCUGUUCUCCAGGAAAGGGAAAAAGGACGCUGACGCUGACUCUGUGACCUCGAAGCGCUCCGCGUCUGGCGCCAUCACCCCCAUCAAGGAGAGCGAGGACGACAAGUACGGCCAGACCAAGCACUUCUUCGACACGUUGGCGAGCCAGUCGCCCGAGUCCAUCCGCGCAACCAUCUGGAGCAUGGUCAAGCAUGACCACCCGGAUGCCCUGGUGCUGCGCUUCCUGCGGGCCCGCAAGUGGGAUGUGGACAAGGCCCUGGUCAUGCUGGUCUCGACCAUGAACUGGAGAGCCCACGGCAUGCACGUGGACGACGACAUCAUGAAGAACGGCGAAGCUGCCGCUGUCGAGGGCGAGCAAGGUACCGACGCGCAGGCCAAGCAGUUGGGCCACGAUUUCAUGGCCCAGAUCCGCAUGGGGAAGAGCUUCUUGCAUGGCGUUGACAAGAGCGGCCGGCCCAUCUGCGUGGUCCGGGUCCGCCUGCACAAGCAAGGCGAGCAGUGCGAGGAGAGCCUGGAGAAGUAUACCGUCUAUAUCAUCGAGACGGCCCGCAUGGUCCUGACGCCGCCCGUGGACACCGCCGUGAGUAUACUGGCAUCGGCGUACCUCGGAGCAACCUUGGCUGACCACACGCGUGCACAGACUGUCGUCUUUGACAUGACUAGCUUUUCCAUGGCAAACAUGGAUUACACGCCCGUCAAGUUCAUGAUCAAGUGUUUUGAGGCCAACUAUCCCGAGUCCCUGGGCGCCGUCCUCGUACAUAAAGCCCCCUGGAUAUUCCAAGGCAUCUGGAAGAUCAUCCGCGGCUGGCUGGAUCCGGUGGUCGCUAACAAAGUACACUUCACCAACAAUGCCAAGGAGAUGGAAGAGUUUAUUGAGCCGAGCCGGAUCCUCAAGGAACUCGAGGGAGGUGAGGACUGGGAGUAUAGCUAUGUCGAGCCCAUCCCCGGCGAGAAUGACAAGAUGAAGGACACAGCAACGAGAGACAAGCUGCUCAGCGAGCGGGAGCACAUCUAUAAGGAAUUCGAGGAGGCGACCUUGCGCUGGCUCCAGGAACCCGAAGGGGACGCGGCACAGGCGCACAAGAAACAGCGAGAGGAGAUCGCAAAGAAGAUGCACGAGGACUACUGGAAGGUGGACCCUUACAUCCGGGCCAGGUCGCUCUACGAUAGAAUCGGCAUGCUGAAGCCGAAUGGCGAGGUAGACUACUACCCCGCCGGACCAAGUCCCGGUGCGUCCUCUUCAGGGGCUGGGCCGGGCAAUGUCGAGGCGGUGGUGACCACGGCGGAUGAUGUCGACUAG
Molecule: messenger RNA, 1845 nt
Organism: Thyridium curvatum
Lineage: Eukaryota; Fungi; Ascomycota; Sordariomycetes; Thyridiales; Thyridiaceae
Exons: 3
Coding region: 1-1845 (614 amino acids)
Source: RefSeq, a predicted model, not a curated record